Messenger RNA from Daucus carota subsp. sativus, 1070 nucleotides. RefSeq names its product protein PLANT CADMIUM RESISTANCE 4. The coding region runs from base 63 to 857 and encodes 264 amino acids. The transcript is spliced from 4 exons. NCBI's taxonomy places the organism in Eukaryota, Viridiplantae, Streptophyta, Magnoliopsida, Apiales, Apiaceae. The record is from RefSeq and is a predicted model, not a curated record.
ACCAUAAGUGAUACUCUAACUCAUUUCCCUCUUGAGUUUCCAGUAAUUUACAUUGUCAAACCAUGGGUCGUCCCGAGGAAGAGAUGCAAGAUCAACAAGGCGAUGAGCAGCAGCAUCAGCCAUAUGGUCAAGAAUACUAUAACCAUCAAGAAAAUCCAAAUGUUGAAUUUACGCCACCACCAACAUAUCCUCCACCAACUCCACCAGCACAAUAUCAAAAUGAGCCACAAUAUCAGAUGCCUCAGCCUCCUCAGUUCCAGCCAUUUAAUCAAAAUCCACCUCAGCCUCCGCAGCUCCAAGCAUUUAAUCAGAAUCAGCCAGGGUAUCCGCCGCCUCAGCAGCCUUCAUCGCAGUAUGCAGGGUAUAAUCAAAAUCCAGCACAGAUGGGUCAAUCGCCUCGACCAGCUGUAGGCUAUCCUCAGAUGCAAGUCAAUGUUGGUACUGAGAAUUGGAAUAGCGAGUUGUUUGGAUGUCUGGAGGAUCCACAAAAUGCUCUAAUCACAGCAUUCUUUCCAUGUGUGACAUUUGGACAAAUCGCGGAGAUAGUUGACAAUGGCCAUUCUUCAUGCACAACCCAGGGAGUGCUAUAUGGCGCCGCACUGGUCUGCUUAGGGAUGCCUUGCUUGGUUUCAUGUUCUUAUCGAACCAAGCUGAGAAGCCGAUAUGAAUUGAUGGAAACUCCUGCCCCAGAUUGGUUUACUCAUUGCUUCUGUGAGCCCUGUGCUCUUUGCCAAGAAUACAGAGAGCUUCGCCACAGAGGAUUCGACCCCUCUAUAGGAUGGCAGGGGAACUUGGCCUUGCAGGAGCGGAACUAUCCAAUGAAACCACCGGCCAGCCCAGGGAUGAUGCACAGAUAGAUUAACUUAAUCCCAUUGGAUCUCCUUGUUCAAAUUAAAGUUUGAAUUUUGGAUAUUAAUAUUUGUUAAUACCAAUUAUUUGUUGCUUAUUCUGGAGUGUGUUCAUUUUAAACUAAAUUAUUCUGAAUGUAAGUGCCUUUUAUAUUUACUUUUUUUUUUUUUGCAAUGUAAGUUUAUAUUUGUAUAAUUAAUGUAUUAUAUUUAUUUCGGAGA